Dromaius novaehollandiae (emu) is the source of this 1082-nucleotide messenger RNA. It is a transcript of the gene DPM1, whose product is annotated as dolichyl-phosphate mannosyltransferase subunit 1, catalytic. Gene Ontology annotation, biological process: protein O-linked glycosylation via mannose; GPI anchor biosynthetic process; dolichol-linked oligosaccharide biosynthetic process. The record is from RefSeq and is a predicted model, not a curated record. Gene Ontology annotation, molecular function: dolichyl-phosphate beta-D-mannosyltransferase activity. Gene Ontology annotation, cellular component: endoplasmic reticulum membrane. The coding region runs from base 74 to 802 and encodes 242 amino acids. NCBI's taxonomy places the organism in Eukaryota, Metazoa, Chordata, Aves, Casuariiformes, Dromaiidae. The transcript has 9 exons.
GGAUUGGCCGCCGCGAGCCCCGCCCCGCCCCCGCCCCUCGCCGCGCCGGUUCCGGGUGUCGCGGGGCGCCGCCAUGGCCGCGGGUGCCGCCGACAAGGUGUCGGUGCUGCUGCCCACGUACAACGAGCGCGAGAACCUGCCGCUCGUCGUCUGGCUGCUGGCGCGCAGCUUCGAGACGAGUGGAUACAACUUUGAAAUUAUAGUCAUAGAUGAUGGAAGCCCUGAUGGGACACAGGAAGUUGCUGAACAAUUGGUAAAGAUAUAUGGAUCAGAUAAAAUACUUCUAAGACCUCGAGCAAAAAAGCUGGGCCUGGGCACUGCUUAUAUUCAUGGAAUGAAGCACGCCACUGGGAAUUUUAUUGUUAUUAUGGAUGCUGAUCUUUCUCACCAUCCAAAAUUUAUUGCGGAGUUUAUCAGAAAGCAAAAAGAAGGCAAUUUUGAUAUUGUAUCUGGAACAAGAUAUAAAGGAAAUGGAGGAGUAUAUGGCUGGGAUUUGAAAAGAAAAUUAAUCAGUCGUGGUGCCAAUUUUCUAACUCAGGUUUUGCUGAGACCAGGUGCAUCUGACUUAACUGGGAGUUUCAGGUUAUACAAAAAAGAAGUCUUACAGAAACUAAUGGAAAAAUGUGUUUCUAAAGGAUACGUCUUCCAGAUGGAGAUGAUUGUUCGGGCUAGACAGUUAGGAUAUACUAUUGGAGAGGUUCCUAUUUCAUUUGUGGACCGUGUCUAUGGAGAAUCUAAACUGGGAGGCAAUGAAAUAGUCUCCUUCUUAAAGGGACUCUUGACCUUGUUUGCUACAACAUGAUAGUUUAUCCUAAACUGACUUUUUUAGAAAAACAUUUUCUAAGAUCUGUGUAGUUUUUAAUAUAUUGUAGCAGAAGCUUGAUAAUUUGCCUGGUUACCAGAAGACUCACUGCAAACUAACAAUUAAAUGGAUCAACAAUAAUAGAGCAAAGACAUUGUAUCACAGAAUACUCCUUUCAAAAUAAAUGAACUGUAUGUUAAACUAGUCAAAAUAAAGAAUAAUGCUUUAUGCUAUUUUUGUUUAAAAAAACUUAAUAAAGAACACAAAUAGACCUAAAUGA